UCCUGUCUGCAGUCGCAAAGCCAGCAACGCAAUCACACAGAAGAGACUCUCGGCACAACGACAUAGUGACUCGACAUAAUAGCGCAGACUGGCCUGAUACCGCAUCGUGUUUCUUUUUCUUCGUGCCGAUCGUCGAACUCUUCAUUCAUCGAUAUUACUGACAUCUAGACACUGCGGGCGAGGAGUGGGUUCGCAUUGGGUAGGAACCGAGAAGGAUUAUUGAUGUCCAGCUCGCCGCUGUCCAAGAAGCGUCGCUUGUCAGGAACAGAGACGAAGACGGGAUCCCACUGCUCCUCCUCUAACUCUGUCAGAACUGAUCUGUCCCACACACCUGCCAACGGCAUGGCUAAGAAUGGCAAUGAUGCUGAGAUCGACGAAGGCCUGUACUCCAGACAACUUUACGUGUUGGGCCAUGAGGCUAUGAAGCGAAUGCAGAACUCCUAUGUCCUUAUCUCUGGUAUGAGAGGUCUUGGAGUGGAGAUAGCCAAGAACGUCAUCCUGGGAGGAGUCAAAGGUGUCACUGUGCACGACCAAGGAGUAGCAGAAUGGAGAGACCUGUCCUCUCAGUUUUACCUUCGGGAGGAGGACCUGGGGAAGAACCGAGCGGAGGUGAGUCAGCACCGUCUGGCGGAACUCAACAACUACGUUCCUGUAACCGCCUACACCGAAGCCCUCACUGAAGACUAUCUGACCAAGUUCCAGGUGGUAGUGCUGACAAACUCCACUCUGGAAGAGCAGCAACAACUGGGAGACUUCUGCCACAACAAAGGAAUCAGUCUGAUUGUCGCAGACACACGUGGUCUGUUUGGCCAGUUAUUCUGUGACUUUGGUGAUGAGAUGUUGGUGUUUGACACAAAUGGAGAACAGCCGUUGUCUGCUAUGAUUUCCAUGAUAACCAAGGACAACCAAGGGGUUGUGACAUGUCUUGAUGAGGCUCGUCAUGGCUUUGAGAGUGGAGACUAUGUCACCUUCACAGAGGUCCAGGGUAUGACGGAGCUCAACGGCUGCCAGCCGGUGGAAAUUAAAGUUCUGGGUCCCUACACCUUCAGCAUCUGUGAGACAACUGGCUUUACAGAUUAUAUAAGAGGAGGAAUCGUUUCCCAGGUCAAGAUGCCCAAGAAAAUCUCCUUUAAAUCCAUCUCUCUCUCCAUUGGUGAACCGAAGAUCCUACUGGCAGAAUUUUGCCAGAUUGAGCAUGCCGGACAAACUGAUGUAGGCCUCCCGGCUAUUCAAUGCUUCCAGGAAGAAACACACCGCCUUCCUGCCCCUUGGAACCAGGCUGAUGGAGAUGAGCUAUUGACGUUAGCCAAAGAGGUGAACUCUGCUCAGGCGGGGUCAGCCAAAGUGGAGCAGUUGGAUGAAGCGCUUAUCAAAAAGCUGUCUUUUGUUGCUGCUGGUGACCUGGCUCCUGUCAAUGCCUUCAUUGGAGGUCUGGCUGCACAGGAAGUGAUGAAGGCAUGCACUGGAAAAUUUAUGCCAAUAAUGCAGUGGCUGUACUUUGAUGCCCUGGAGUGCCUGGCUGAAGAGGAAGGAGUCGAGCUCACGGAGGAAGAAUGUGCCCCAAGGAACUGUCGAUACGAUGGGCAGGUUGCCGUCUUUGGCACAAAGCUGCAGGAAAUGCUUGCCAAACAGCGCUACUUCCUGGUAGGAGCUGGGGCCAUUGGCUGCGAGCUGUUGAAAAACUUUGCCAUGAUUGGACUGGCAAGCGGGGACGGCGAGGUCAUUGUGACGGACAUGGACACCAUAGAGAAAUCCAACCUCAACAGACAGUUCCUCUUUAGACCCUCCGAUGUUACGAAAAUGAAGAGUGACACAGCAGCUGCUGCCGUGAAGCAGAUGAACCCGUCCAUCAGGAUCACAGGUCAUCAGAACCGGGUGGGCCCCGACACAGAGAGGGUCUAUGACGAUGACUUCUUUGAAAGCCUUGACGGAGUGACUAAUGCACUGGACAACGUUGAUGCGCGUAUGUACAUGGAUCGGCGGUGUGUGUACUACCGUAAACCCUUACUGGAGUCUGGUACUCUGGGAACCAAAGGCAACGUCCAGGUUGUGAUUCCCUUCCUCACAGAGUCAUACAGCUCCAGCCAAGACCCGCCCGAGAAGUCCAUCCCCAUCUGUACCCUCAAAAACUUCCCGAAUGCCAUUGAGCACACACUGCAGUGGGCCCGCGAUGAGUUUGAGGGGCUGUUCAAACAGCCACCAGAGAAUGCCCAGCAAUUCUUGUCAGAUCCUAAAUUCAUGGAGCGCACUCUGAAACUUCCCGGGGCUCAGCCUGUGGAGGUGCUGGAAGCGGUUUACAAGAGUCUUGUCACAGACUGCCCCCACAGCUGGGCUGACUGUGUAGCCUGGGCACGCAACCACUGGCAGUGCCAAUACAGCAACAACAUCCGCCAGCUACUGCAUAACUUCCCCCCAGAUCAGCUAACCAGCUCUGGUGCCCCCUUCUGGUCCGGCCCAAAGAGGUGUCCUCAUCCACUUGAGUUCAGCACUAGCAAUGAGCUGCACAUGGACUAUGUAGUGGCAGGCGCAAACCUCUUCGCCCAGUCAUACGGCAUGCCGGGCAGCACCGACCGUGCAGGUGUGAUAAAGAUCUUGCAGGAUGUUAAAGUGCCCCCCUUCACCCCACGCUCAGGGGUUAAAAUCCAUGUCUCAGACCAGGAGCUGCAGAAUAGCAAUUCCUCUGUUGAUGACUGCAGACUGGAGGAGCUGAAGGUGCAGCUACCGUCCCCAGAGACUUCCAACUUCAAACUGAACGCCAUUGACUUUGAGAAGGAUGAUGACACCAACUUCCACAUGGACUUCAUCGUAGCAUCAUCCAACCUGAGAGCAGAGAACUACGACAUUCCCCCCACAGACAGACACAAGAGCAAACUGAUAGCAGGCAAGAUCAUUCCUGCCAUUGCCACCACCACGUCCGCAGUGGUGGGUCUGGUGUGCCUCGAGCUCAUCAAGAUCGUCCGAGGACACAAGAAGCUGGAAUCCUUCAAGAACGGCUUCAUGAACCUGGCCCUGCCUUUCUUCGCCUUCUCUGAGCCCAUUGCUGCUCCCUCACACAAGUACUAUGACAACGACUGGACGUUGUGGGAUCGCUUCGAGGUUGCUGGCAUGCAGCCCAACGGCGAGGAGAUGACACUCAGACAGUUCCUGGACUACUUUAAAAAUGAGCAGAAGUUGGAGAUCACCAUGCUUUCUCAGGGAGUGUCCAUGCUCUAUUCCUUCUUCAUGCCUGCUGCCAAACUCAAAGAGAGACUCGACCUGCCGAUGACGGAAAUUGUCACCAAGGUGUCCAAAAAGAAGCUGGGCAAGCACGUGAAAGCCUUGGUGUUUGAGCUGUGCUGUAACGACCUGUCGGACGAAGACGUGGAAGUGCCCUACGUCCGAUACACCAUCCGCUGAGCUCCACGCUGAACCCACCCACAGGAGGGUGGGAAGUGCAGGAGGGACUGGGGUGGGCAUCCUAAUUGAGGAGUUGAGGUUGUGAUUGGGGGGGUGGGUGGGUUCAUCCAGGUCAGCUCUUUUGGAUCAAUCAGUUUUUGUUUUUUAGGCCUGGGUUUUGAUUAAGCCCGUGCCUGAGUGUACAUAGCCCCAGUAAGCGGAUUUAAGGAUUCUUGUAUGUGUGUUAGGGAUCCAGUUGUUGCUCGGCUGUGGGAUCGGGGGUGUCAUUGGCGGACGGGAGCACGUAUACAGGACCUCUUGAUGUUCCUCAGAAGCAAAAGCGCUCUGCUCAGUUUAAUUCUAAGCCUUAGUGUUCUCUUGGUACUCUUAAAUCCAGCUAGUGUCCCUCUGAAACAUCCUUAAACUCCACUAGCAUUCAGCUCUACAGGAGGGCUCUUUUUAAAACGGCAAAAACUGUCUCCUCGUCACUCUACUUGCUCUUUCUUCCCCCAACCCGUCUAGUAGGCCCGACGCUACAUGACUUUUCUUUUUCUUUUUUUCAAUGAUGCACCUCCUAAUUAAAAGACGUUCAGCUAUGAAUCCCAAACAUAGUGACGCGUCUAUUGAGAAUCUAUAACCCCAUGCCGCUGCCCCCAACUAUAUCCAAGACCCCAAAAUUGAAACUGUAGAAGCACCUGAAGACUCAGGUAGACCUGAGUCGACAGCCUCUCCUGACUGGAAAACAGCCCGACUAGUAGGAACCCUCGUUGUUUUGAGGCGCCCUUAAACCCACGUCGUCGCGCACUCGGCCUUCGGAGGGGCUCUUGCACAUGACCAGUUUUCUCAUUCUCUUAUUUCAUGUGUUUUGUUCAUUUCUAUUGUUUUGGUAGGGGAGGGGGGGGGCAGGGGGAAGGCUGAAAGAGUUUUGGCACACACCUUGUAGAUCGUAAAUGGUCUUUCUACUUUGUUAACUCCAAAUGACAAACGUGUAAAAGCAAGGUAAUGAGAUGAAAUGGGAGCACUUAGUGUGAUAGUGAAUAAACGUGUAAAAACACAA
Molecule: messenger RNA, 4432 nt
Organism: Gasterosteus aculeatus aculeatus (three-spined stickleback)
Lineage: Eukaryota; Metazoa; Chordata; Actinopteri; Perciformes; Gasterosteidae
Gene: uba1
Product: ubiquitin-like modifier activating enzyme 1
Biological process (GO): DNA damage response; protein ubiquitination; ubiquitin-dependent protein catabolic process
Cellular component (GO): cytoplasm; nucleus
Molecular function (GO): ubiquitin activating enzyme activity
Source: RefSeq, a predicted model, not a curated record